AUGAUAGGAAGCAUCGACUGUAUGCACUGGGAGUGGAAAAAUUGUCCAACCGCCUGGAAAGGACAGUUCACACGUGGAUCAGGAAAGCCAACAAUUGUCCUGGAGGCUGUAGCUUCACAAGAUCUUUGGAUAUGGUACGCUUUUUUUGGUCCUCCAUGUACCUUAAACGAUAUUAACGUCUUCGAUCGAGCAUCUGUUUUUGAUGACAUUUUACAAGGUCGAGCUCCAAGGGUACAAUACGUGGUCAACAGACACCAGUAUGGUUUGCCUUACUACCUCACAGACGGUAUAUAUCCAAGAUGGUCUACAUUUAUCCAAUCUAUCUCAAACCCUCAAAGUUCUGAAGAACAGUUAUUUGCUAAAGCUCAAGAGUCAACCCGAAAAGAUGUGGAGCGUGCUUUUGGAGUAUUGCAAGCUCGAUUUGCAAUAGUUAAAAACCCGGCUAUUUUGUGGGACAAGAGACAAAUAUGGAUGGUUAUGCGAACAUGUAUCAUACUCCACAAUAUGAUAGUGGAAAAUGAACGCAAUAGAUACGCUCAGUGUGAUAUAUCAGAGUUUGAAGAAGGCGAGUCGAGUAGAAGUUCAGAGGUGGAUAUGUCAUUUACUCGUAGGCCUUCAAAUCUCCGUACUAUGCUUGAAAUACGUAGUCAAGUUCGUGACCCACAUAUACAUGAACAACUGAAAUUUGAUUUGAUUCAAAAUAUUUGGAACAAGUUUGGUAAUGAUUAA
Brassica rapa (field mustard) is the source of this 729-nucleotide messenger RNA. RefSeq lists its product as uncharacterized. The record is from RefSeq and is a predicted model, not a curated record. Lineage: Eukaryota; Viridiplantae; Streptophyta; Magnoliopsida; Brassicales; Brassicaceae.